Molecule: messenger RNA, 5775 nt
Organism: Pogoniulus pusillus (Red-fronted tinkerbird)
Lineage: Eukaryota; Metazoa; Chordata; Aves; Piciformes; Lybiidae
Gene: PPP1R12A
Product: protein phosphatase 1 regulatory subunit 12A
Exons: 25
Coding region: 115-3231 (1038 amino acids)
Biological process (GO): signal transduction
Cellular component (GO): cytoplasm; Z disc; A band
Molecular function (GO): protein kinase binding; enzyme inhibitor activity; phosphatase regulator activity
Source: RefSeq, a predicted model, not a curated record
UUUGGGUGGGUGAGCGAGCGCGGUGCGUGCGGCCGCGGUGCGCGGUGGGAUACCGGCGGUAUAAAGUCUAUCCUCUGGGGCGCUGCGAGCUAAGGGGGCAGGCAGCGGCGGGGUAUGAAGAUGGCGGACGCCAAGCAGAAGCGGAACGAGCAGCUCAAGCGCUGGAUCGGCUCCGAGACUGACCGGGAGCCGCCUGUGGUCAAGCGCAAAAAGACCAAGGUGAAGUUCGACGACGGCGCCGUCUUCCUGGCCGCCUGCUCUAGCGGGGACACCGAGGAGGUGCUGCGGCUGCUGGAGCGGGGCGCCGAUAUCAACUACGCCAAUGUGGACGGGCUCACCGCACUCCACCAGGCUUGUAUAGAUGAUAACGUAGAUAUGGUGAAAUUUCUGGUGGAAAAUGGAGCAAAUAUUAAUCAACCAGAUAAUGAAGGCUGGAUACCUCUACAUGCAGCUGCUUCCUGUGGAUAUCUUGAUAUAGCAGAGUAUUUAAUUAGUCAAGGAGCACACGUAGGGGCUGUAAAUAGUGAAGGAGACACUCCAUUACACAUUGCUGAAGAGGAAGCAAUGGAAGAGCUGCUUCAGAAUGAAGUAAAUAGACAAGGGGUUGAUAUAGAGGCAGCUCGAAAAGAAGAAGAACGAAUAAUGCUAAGAGAUGCAAGACAGUGGCUCAACAGUGGUCAUAUAAAUGACAUCAGGCAUGCAAAAUCUGGUGGUACAGCACUUCAUGUAGCUGCUGCUAAGGGCUAUACAGAAGUCUUAAAGCUUUUAAUUCAGGCUCACUACGAUGUAAAUAUUAAAGAUUAUGAUGGCUGGACACCACUUCAUGCUGCUGCUCACUGGGGUAAAGAAGAAGCAUGUCGCAUUUUAGUGGAAAACCUCUGUGAUAUGGAGGCUGUCAACAAAGUGGGGCAGACAGCAUUUGAUGUGGCAGAUGAAGAUAUUCUAGGAUAUUUAGAAGAAUUACAAAAGAAGCAAAAUCUGCUUCACAGUGAAAAACGAGAAAAGAAGUCUCCCCUAAUUGAAUCCACAGCCAAUAUGGAUAAUAAUCAGACACAGAAGACGUUCAAAAAUAAGGAGACAUUGAUUAUGGAGCAAGAGAAGAUCACAUCUAGUACAGAGUCCCUGGAGCAAGAAAAAGCAGAUGAGGAGGAAGAGGGAAAGAAGGAUGAAUCCAGUUGUUCUAGUGAAGAGGAAGAGGAUGAUGACUCAGAGUCUGAAGCAGAGACAGAUAAGACCAAAGGCUUGGCAGCUGUAACUAAUAACUCAAACACCACAAGCACACAGUCGGCAUCAGUAGCGGUGACAGCGCCUUCAGUAGCUGUUGGGCAAGGAGCACCUCCAUCGCCUGUCAAGAAGUUCCCAACAUCUACAACCAAGGUUUCUCCCAAAGAAGAAGAGAGGAAAGAUGAAUCUCCUGCUACGUGGAGGUCAGGUCUUAGAAAAACUGGUAGCUAUGGAGCACUUGCAGAAAUUACUGCUUCCAAAGAAGCUCAGAAAGAAAAGGACUCUGCGGGGGUGAUCCGUUCUGCUUCAAGUCCUAGACUUUCUUCUUCGCUGGACAACAAAGAAAAGGAGAAGGAUGGAAAAGGAACUCGACUAGCAUAUGUUGCACCUACAAUACCGAGACGACUGGCCAGUACCUCUGACAUUGAUGAAAAAGAAAACAGGGACUUAUCUGCUAGCUCAAUACGUAGUGGCAGUUCCUACACCAGGAGAAAAUGGGAGGAUGAUGCCAAGAAAAACAGUUUGAAUGAGGGUCCUACAUCUUUAAACACAAGUUAUCAAAGAAGUGGCUCCUUUGGUAGAAGGCAAGAAGAUUUGAUUAGUUCUAAUGUUCCAAGUACUGCAUCAACAGUUACCUCUUCUGCUGGCCUUCAGAAAACACUGCCUGCCAGCACCAACACCACUACAAAGAGUACAACGGGUUCUACUUCAGCAGGUGUACAAAGCAGUACCUCAAAUCGUUUGUGGGCUGAGGAUAGUACUGAGAAAGAGAAGGACAGUGUUUCUACGGCAGUGACCGUUCCUGUUGCACCAUCUGUUGUAAAUGCUGCAGCCACUACCACAGCCAUGACUACAGCUACUUCUGGCACUGUGUCCUCAACAUCAGAGGUCAGGGAGAGACGGAGAUCAUACCUCACUCCAGUACGGGAUGAAGAGUCAGAGUCCCAAAGAAAAGCUAGAUCUAGGCAAGCAAGACAGUCUAGAAGAUCUACACAGGGGGUAACACUGACAGAUCUUCAAGAAGCUGAAAAAACUAUGGGAAGAAGUCGUCCCACACGAACCAGAGAACAGGAAAAUGAAGAGAAAGAAAAAGAAGAGAAAGAAAAGCAAGACAAAGAAAAACAAGAAGAAAAGAGAGAGUCUGAAACUAAAGAUGAUGAUUAUAGACAAAGAUAUUCCCGAACUGUCGAAGAGCCAUAUCAUCGCUACAGACCAACUUCAACUUCUUCAUCAUCCACCUCUUCGCUCUCCACUUCUACUAGUUCUCUUUCAACUUCAAGUCAACUGAACAGACCAAACAGCCUUAUAGGUAUAACAUCUGCCUAUUCUCGGAGUGGAACAAAGGAGAGUGAGAGAGAAGGGGGCAAAAAAGAGGAAGAAAAGGAAGAGGAUAAGUCACAGCCCAAGUCUAUAAGGGAAAGGCGGAGACCGAGAGAAAAGCGGCGAUCUACAGGAGUUUCUUUUUGGACUCAAGAUAGUGAUGAAAAUGAACAGGAACAUCAGUCUGAUUCAGAAGAAGGAACAAAUAAAAAGGAGACUCAGAGUGAUAGCCUUUCAAGAUACGACACAGGAUCCCUCAGCAUGUCUUCAGGUGACCGUUCUGAUUCAGGCCAGGGGCAGUCGCACUGCAGUAGACUAGAAAAAGAGGAUAGCACUGAUUUUAAGAAGCUUUAUGAACAGAUUCUAGCUGAAAAUGAAAAGCUGAAAGCACAGUUACACGAUACCAACAUGGAACUUACAGAUCUUAAGCUACAGUUGGAGAAGACCACUCAGAGACAAGAAAGAUUUGCUGACAGGUCGCUCUUGGAAAUGGAGAAAAGGGAAAAAAGAGCUCUAGAAAGAAGGAUAUCUGAAAUGGAAGAGGAACUGAAAAACCUGCAACAAAUAAAGCAGAUUCAUUCUUUGAGACACAUAAAUGAGCGACUGGUGACUGAGAAUAGGGCCUUGACCCGGGUGAUUGCCAAGCUGUCAGGGUCCUGUAGGCAACUGCGCUCUCUGGACUUGUAAAUUUCUGCCUCUCCUUUGUGUAGCCAGGCAGGUGUUGACAUUCAGUUUGUGCUUGGGGAGAAUUUUACUAUUAACACUGCUGUGUCAGAAACUGACUUGCUGCUGCUCGGCGAUGGGAGUGUGGCUAAAGCAUGCUGGCUGGUGUGCCAACUCCAGGUGGGGCAGGAGUGUUGCUAUGGUGUUCUGGUGUCCGUAUUAGCACAGAAGCUUCUCUUUGCUUACUUGAAGACAAAUUGGCAAUGAUCCAGGAGGCCUCUGACAUGUUCAAACCCUAGCAACAACUGAAAGGGUUUGAGUUUGCACUGGGAUACACUGGAAUCACUGCCUUGUUUGAGUAAAUGCUCAGAUGGAUUUGCCUCUCGUUUUCUAAGGAAUUGAAAUCAAGGAUUAAGCCUUCUUACUGCCUAACUGAAGUGCAAAGAAUGGAGACAGAUCUAGUCUCAACUAAUGAGUGCUUGAGAAAUGGUUUCAGUGCUGUGCCUUCUUGAACAGUUGUAUUAGGAAUUUCCUUACAUUUGUGUAUUGUAAUGUUCAGAAGGGAGCAAAGUCUUCUCUUUCAGAAACAUAUUGGUGUGUCAAGUUAAUGAAUAUUUUUACAGAUGAACUUACUGCGUGCUUCUGGCUAACUUUACUUCUAUCCAGACAGGUUUUAGCACUGAGUUAAGGUGGUUGAUUUCUGUUGCUAUCUAUAUGUUAGCAUUCUAGUCCUGGAGCAGAAUCCUUACGAUGCAUGGGCUGUACAAGCACAGACACACAAAAGAUGGCUCCUGUGUGAGAUUGGUUCAUACUUGCUGGGUCAUCUGGUUUAGUCCCGUUCUGUGAACGUACAAAGUGCCUUCAGUUCCAUCUUGGAAAAGAACUGGCAGCUGCUUGUCCUUAGUGCUGCUGCAGGGCUGUCAGGAACCCUCUGAAGGCUUCAAAACUUACAUGAGCAACAAGCUCUGUUUUCAUUCCACAGCCCAAUCUGUGAGCCUUUCUUUCUCCUCUUCUAUAACAGCUGUACAGGAUGGAGGUUUCAGUGAGCUCUCUAGAUGUGUAGGUGAAAAACAAACAGACUCACUAAACUGCUUCCCAUUGCCUACUCCCCUUUCCUACUCCCCUUUCCACUUGCAAGCAAGGUGAUAAGUGUCCGUUUUUUCAUGCUGCUCAGAGUCCAACCUCAGGUUUUCCCCAGUUAGAGGCAGGAAAGAGAGAGGAUUUAUCCUUUGGCUCAAUGUCUUCCUGGAGUUUGCUUAACAAUAGGACGUGGAUAAAGAGAUUGUUCCUGGUCCAGGCCCUGCAUUCCUCAGUGUUCCUUGUGUUAACCCUUGCUGACUGAGCCCAGUCAUCAUCCUGACCUGGCAGCAAACACAUGCCUUUGUUUGAUGCGUUACAGUGAUCCCUCUGGCCCCAGCGCUGCUGCGUGGCCCACGGCUAACACACAGAAGGCAGCAGGAGCACACUGCUCCGUGAAGAGGCAGAGCUGUCCCUCUGGGGCAGCCUCAGCUUACAGCAGCUUAGGCUGACAGUGUGGGUGUUCAGCACAGCUGAGCUCAUCUCACGGCUGCUACCCACAGCCACACCUCCAUGCUGUCUUUUUCUUUUGCUUUACCUGUGGUAAGCUAGUCCAGGGUGUUAAAGCACAGAGAACUACUCAGUUGGUUUUGUAGGGGCAGUUUUCAGUGGCACACCAUUGUGGAGCUUGAGGAGCCAAGCUAGCAAAAGAAAUGGAAACAGAGCGAGGAGAUUUGAUGUUAUCACAGAAACAUUCCAGUUGGAAAAGACCCUUGGGAUCACCAAGUCCAACCAAUACCCCUACUCAACAGAGUUCACCCUAAACCAUAUCACCAAGCACCACAUCCAAACACCCUUCAAACGUAUCCAGGGGCAGCAACUUAACCACCUCCCUGGGCAGCCCAUUCCAAUGCCUGACCACUUUUUCCAUGAAAAAUUAUUUCCUAAUGUCCAGUCUAAACCUACCCAGUGGCAGCUUGAGACCAUUCCCUCUUGUUCUGUCGCUGUUUACCUGUGAGAAGAGACCAGCAACCAACAGAGCUGAGCUCUGCAGUUCUGGAGAUAGCUUAACCAUAGUGUGCCUGAUGACUCCCAGCAGGACCUUAAUAGCUGGCGAGUUUUUGGUAGUCUUCCUUUGCAAAGGUGGUUUGUACAUCAAAACUGCAGUCCUCAGCAAACACAGCCAUUACCAUCACUUUACAGAUCUGUGGCUUCACUCCACCUGUGUCAGGUGAUUACUGACUAACCUGCUGAGUGACAGCAGUGCAGAGUUGCUGCUGGUCCUGUAACACAAAGUAGCAGAACAUUGCACCAGUAGUCUUGCUCAAGUAUCUCAUUGAAGGAAGAUCCUUUCCUCACUCUGUGAGAGGUAAAUUGGAAUGCAAAGCCUGAAGUACAGCACAGAACUGUGAUUUCACUGACUUCACUGCAAAGCUCUUUUUCUAACUCUGAACAUUAAAGGUGUGUGGUGUUACCUCAUGAGAAGUUUGAAUCAUAGAAUCAGCCAAGUUGGAAGAGACCUCCAAGCUCAUCCAGUCCAACCUAGCACCC